Molecule: messenger RNA, 1973 nt
Organism: Hippopotamus amphibius kiboko
Lineage: Eukaryota; Metazoa; Chordata; Mammalia; Artiodactyla; Hippopotamidae
Gene: SHMT2
Product: serine hydroxymethyltransferase 2
Exons: 12
Coding region: 98-1612 (504 amino acids)
Biological process (GO): response to type I interferon; protein homotetramerization; regulation of oxidative phosphorylation
Cellular component (GO): mitochondrial matrix; mitochondrial inner membrane; BRISC complex
Molecular function (GO): serine binding; cobalt ion binding; mRNA 5'-UTR binding
Source: RefSeq, a predicted model, not a curated record
UCGCGCAUGCGCUCUCCGAUCGGUCGUCUUUCGACCCCUUGUUUUGCCCAGCCGGAGUUGGUGCCUGGACCUCCCGCGACCUUCGUCUCGGGUUGCGAUGUUGCCCUUCUCUUUGCUCUGGGCGACUCGGCCUCUGCAGAGAUGUGGUCAGCUGGUCAGGAUGGCCAUACGGUGCCAGCACAGCGAGGCAGCCCAGACCCAGACUGGAGAUGCAACCAAGGGCUGGUCAGGCCAGGAGAGCCUGUCAGACAGUGACCCUGAGAUGUGGCGGCUGCUGCGGAGAGAGAAGGACAGGCAGUGUCGUGGCCUGGAGCUCAUUGCUUCAGAGAACUUCUGCAGCCGAGCUGCGCUGGAGGCCCUGGGGUCCUGUCUGAACAACAAGUACUCGGAGGGUUAUCCUGGCAAGAGGUACUACGGGGGAGCAGAGGUAGUGGAUGAAAUCGAGCUGCUGUGUCAGCGCCGGGCCUUGGAGGCCUUUGACCUGGAUCCUGCUCAGUGGGGAGUCAAUGUCCAGCCUUACUCGGGGUCCCCAGCCAAUCUGGCUGCCUACACAGCCCUUCUGCAGCCCCAUGACCGAAUCAUGGGGCUGGACCUGCCCGAUGGGGGCCAUCUCACCCAUGGCUACAUGUCUGAUGUCAAGCGGAUCUCAGCGACAUCCAUCUUCUUCGAGUCUAUGCCCUAUAAACUGAAUCCCCAAACCGGCCUCAUUGACUACGAUCAGCUGGCACUCACCGCUCGGCUCUUCCGCCCUCGACUCAUUGUGGCUGGUACCAGUGCCUACGCGCGCCUCAUCGACUACGCCCGCAUGAGAGAGGUGUGUGAUGAGGUCAAGGCACACCUGCUGGCAGACAUGGCCCACAUCAGUGGCCUGGUGGCUGCCAAGGUGAUCCCCUCACCUUUCAAGCACGCGGAUGUUGUCACCACUACCACUCACAAGACCCUUCGAGGGGCCAGGUCAGGAAUCAUCUUCUACCGGAAGGGGGUGCGGGCUGUGGACCCGAAGACUGGCCGGGAGGCCCCUUACGCGUUCGAGGACCGCAUCAACUUUGCGGUGUUCCCGUCCCUGCAGGGGGGCCCCCACAACCAUGCCAUCGCUGCGGUGGCUGUGGCCCUAAAGCAGGCCUGCACCCCCAUGUUCCGCGAGUACUCCCUGCAGAUUCUGAAGAAUGCUCGGGCCAUGGCUGAUGCCCUGCUAGAGCGAGGCUAUUCGCUGGUGUCUGGUGGCACGGACAACCACCUAGUGCUGGUAGACCUGCGGCCCAAGGGCCUAGAUGGAGCUCGAGCCGAACGGGUGUUGGAACUUGUAUCCAUCACGGCCAACAAGAACACCUGUCCCGGGGAUCGAAGUGCCGUCACACCUGGGGGCCUUCGGUUGGGGGCCCCAGCCUUGACGUCUCGACAGUUCCGUGAGGGUGAUUUUCGGAAAGUUGUGGACUUUAUAGAUGAAGGUGUCAACAUCGGCUUGGAGGUGAAGAGCAAGACCGCCAAACUCCAGGAUUUCAAAUCCUUCCUGCUCAGAGACCCAGAAACAAGCCGUCGGCUGACCGACCUCCGGCAGCGGGUGGAAGGGUUUGCCAGGGCCUUCCCCAUGCCUGGUUUCGAUGACCACUGAAGGCACCUAAGGAAUGAAGCCCACAGGCUGACACUUACUCUCCUCCCCUCCACCUGGACAAGCUGGGGGUGGGCGUGGGCUAACUGCUCAUCUUCCAAUUUUUUGCUGGAGGAAUGGAAGGCUGCUCCCUUAGGGGAAGCCCCAGGUAUAGCGCCCCUUCCCAGAAUUGGUAGCUGAGAAGGUUUCUUCUUGUAACAGGACUUGGAGGAGGCUUGGGCCUUCCUGCCCUAACUGCUCUUAUUAGCUCAGUGUUAUAGACUCCCUGCCCUUUCUUGAGGAGGGGGGAGUUCCCCUGGUGAGCCAGAGGAAGGGGUGGGUAGGCACCCCCCUUUCGUUUUUAUCUAAUAAAAUGCUAACCUGC